Messenger RNA from Prosopis cineraria, 459 nucleotides. RefSeq lists its product as uncharacterized. The transcript has a single exon. The record is from RefSeq and is a predicted model, not a curated record. The coding region runs from base 1 to 459 and encodes 152 amino acids. Lineage: Eukaryota; Viridiplantae; Streptophyta; Magnoliopsida; Fabales; Fabaceae.
AUGGCGACGCUGCAGAAAUUCAAGCUCCUCGCGAUGCAAUGCGGAGUCGUUCAGAGCCCCACACGAAGCCCUAGGACUAGCCCGCUAGUUCAGCUGCAACGCCGGAAAUCCAGCCUGCGGAUGCUGCUCUGCAGGAGCACCAGUAGCCGAUCACCUCGCCGGCGAGAGACGAUCCUUCAGCUGAAGCAUAUGUUGGAUGCAUCCGAGGAGGAGGAGGGAAAAGGGAAGGAUUUGAUGAGGAGGAACUCACUGAAAGACUUGUUCGGGUCGUCGCUUCCAAGCGAAGAAGAAGGCGAGAGAGUAAUCAGCGUGAGCGAAAAGCUUCCAUCUAGAGGGUUCCGUUCCGUUGUCGGUUCGGUUGACGGACUUGGGUCACCGAAACCGGUUUGGACGGGUUUCCGUUACCGGUCGUUAUUGAGGAAAUCUUGGCGCCCUGCACUUGUCACAAUUCCAGAGUAA